This is a messenger RNA of Marchantia polymorpha subsp. ruderalis, 912 nucleotides long. Lineage: Eukaryota; Viridiplantae; Streptophyta; Marchantiopsida; Marchantiales; Marchantiaceae. The record is from the annotation of a GenBank genome assembly.
AUGGGGAGGAUGAAGAUUAAAUUGGUGCUUUUGCUAUGCACUACUUUAUUCAUCUCCAUGGCCCAAGCCUCGAAAUUUUGGGAUGACUUCUACGUCAAUUUUGGUGACUGGAAUGUCAACUACCGCAACGAUAAUGCUGACAGUGGGAACAUCGUGGUUAACCUUGGUCUUGACAACACUAGUGGAUCUGGGUUUAGAUCCAAAUACCCGUUUCUUUACGGUCAUAUUGGCAUGAAAUUGAAACUCGUCGGUGGCAAUUCGGCUGGUACGGUCACUUCAUACUACCUUGCCUCGGUGUUUGAGAAAUGGUGUGAGUUGGACUUCGAGUUUCUCGGAAACGUCAGUGGAGAACCGUACAUCCUUCAAACGAAUGUUUUCGCCGAGGGCAAAGGUGACCGAGAGCAGCGCAUCUACCUCUGGUUCGAUCCCACCGAGGACUAUCACUACUACGGCAUUUUGUGGAACCAGAAUCUGAUCCUAUUUAUGGUCGAUGACGUGGUCAUCCGAGUGUUUCACAACAGCAAGGAUCUGGGAAUCCCGUACCUGGAGUACCAGCCCAUGUACGUCUACUCCAGCAUCUGGAACGGAGAACAAUGGGCAACUCGCGGGGGAGCAGACAAGACCGACUGGUCUCUGCAGCCAUUCAUCGCGUCCUACAAGGACUUUGACGUGGAGUCGUGCGCAGUUCACAGCGAAGGCAACGACAAGGAUGACUCGCACAGAUGUUACAACAAGUUAUACAGCAGCUGGUAUGGAGGUGCCGAUGCCGGGAAGCUGACGAACAAACAGAUCGACGACUUGAAGCGGAUCCAAUACAAUUACGUGAUCUACGACUACUGCACGGAUGCUGAACGCUUCGACGAGACAUCCAAGGAGUGCUCCAGGAACUGGCCCCAGAGCUACCCAGCUUGA